GGCUUGGCAAGUGUCACAUUCAGAAUCUGUCAAAACAAAUUGGUCAAUGAUACUUGUGUCGAAACUUCCUUAAUUUACCAACAAAAUGGGUCUAUUUGGCAAAUCUAAUGAUCGAAAUCCAAAAGAAAUGGUAAACGAAUGGUCACACAAACUACGCAAAGAAGGGUACAAUUUGGAUAGACAAAUCCGAGCAAUACAGCGCGAAGAGGAAAAGAUCAAACGUUCGUUAAAAGAGGCAGCCACAAAAAACGAUAAGCAGGUGUGCACAAUAUUGGCGAAGGAAAUCAUACGGUCGCGGAAGGCGAUCAGUAAAAUAUACACUAGCAAAGCACAUUUAAACUCAGUACAAAUGCAGAUGAAGAACCAGUUAGCUACUUUAAGAGUUGCCGGGUCAUUACAAAAGUCCACUGAGGUAAUGCAAGCAAUGCAAGCCCUCAUCCGUUUACCCGAGAUAGCCAACAUCAUGCAAGACAUGAGUAAAGAGAUGAUGAAGGCGGGUAUCAUUGAGGAGAUGCUGGACGAGACCAUGUCUGCCGUGGAGGAUGAGGAGGAAAUGGAGGAAGCGGCGCAGAGUGAGGUCGACAAGGUGCUAUGGGAGCUCACGCAGGGCAAGUUGGGGGAAGCCCCCGCGCCGCCCACGGCCGUCGGGGCGCCGGGCACGAGCCGCGAGGCGGAGCCCGAGCCGGCCGUGCCGGACGAGGCGGAACUGGACGAGAUGCAAACCAGGCUCGAGGCGCUGCGGUCUUAGUGAUACGAAACUUACUUAUAAAGGACUCGCUAGAUGGCACUACGGAGCGUGAAGUCUGCUGUUGCCUUGUAUUUUGUACAUAAUAAGUUCUUAGAGAAUCGCUUAACGUUUAAUGUUGUGCAUUUUCGAAUAUUUGCAAUUAUGUUUUAUUAUAAAGUGUAUUUAUUUACUAAUUGGCAGAA
Molecule: messenger RNA, 930 nt
Organism: Cydia amplana
Lineage: Eukaryota; Metazoa; Arthropoda; Insecta; Lepidoptera; Tortricidae
Gene: Vps24
Product: charged multivesicular body protein 3
Exons: 7
Coding region: 86-748 (220 amino acids)
Biological process (GO): protein transport; endosome transport via multivesicular body sorting pathway; late endosome to vacuole transport
Cellular component (GO): ESCRT III complex; multivesicular body
Source: RefSeq, a predicted model, not a curated record